This is a messenger RNA of Pseudozyma flocculosa PF-1, 1191 nucleotides long. RefSeq lists its product as uncharacterized. The record is from RefSeq and is a predicted model, not a curated record. Gene Ontology annotation, cellular component: cytosol. The transcript has a single exon. Gene Ontology annotation, molecular function: 3'-5'-DNA exonuclease activity. The coding region runs from base 1 to 1191 and encodes 396 amino acids. Lineage: Eukaryota; Fungi; Basidiomycota; Ustilaginomycetes; Ustilaginales; Ustilaginaceae.
AUGAGCCUCUGCUUUGUUGUCCUGGCCCCUCGACCGCCCUGGCUGCCCCCGCGCUGCUCCUCUAGAUCCAUCCUCCGAUCUCUCCGCAGCCUCUCCUCGACAAUCACAAACGCCAGGAUGGCAUCGGCAUCGGCAUCAGAACCGACACCGGCACUGCCGCGCUUCAUCGACAUCGGCGUCAACCUCACCGACCCCAUCUUCCGCGGCAACCACCACGGCAAGCAGGCGCACGACGACGAUUUUGGCCGUGUCCUCGAGCGCGCAAAAGCAGCGGGCGUCGUGGGACAGAUCAUCACGGGAGGCAACCUGCAAGAGUCCCAGGAGGCCCUCGAGCUGGCCCACGGCGACGACACCUUCUACUCGACCGUCGGCUGCCACCCGACGCGCACGUCGGAGAUGGAAUCGCACCCGGAUGGCGCCGAAGCCUACCUCGCCCAGCUCUCGCAGCUUAUCCAGGCAUCUCGACAGUCCGAAGGCGACGUCGGUGCGGGCAAGGGCCAGCGCAAGGUGGUGGCCAUCGGCGAGUGCGGCCUCGACUACGACCGCCUUCACUUUUCGCCCGCCGAGGUGCAGAAGCGCCACUUUGCCUCGCAGCUCGACCUCGCCGUGCGCUGGCAGCUGCCCCUCUUUCUCCAUUCCCGCGCCGCCCACGCCGACUUUGCCGCCAUCCUCAAGCCUCGCAUACAAGAGAUCCACGACGUCCUCUCGUCGUCGUCGUCGUCGCCGUCGUCGUCGGCGCCCCAUCCCGACGACGCUGCGGCCAGGCGCGUCGGCGUGGUCCACAGCUUCACGGGCACGCUCGACGAGAUGCGCGAGCUCGUCGACCUGGGCCUCUUUAUCGGCAUCAACGGCUGCUCGCUCAAGACGCAGGACAACCUCGACGUCGUCAAGGCCAUCCCGCUCAGCCGCCUGAUGCUCGAGACCGACGCCCCCUGGUGCGACCCGCGCUCGACGCACGCCUCGGCGUCGCACAUCCAGGCGCUCAAGGCAUCGCGGCCGGACCUGCACGCCCUCUACCAGCCUGCCUCGGCCAAAAAGGAAAAGUGGCGCCCCGAUGCCAUGGUCAAGGGCCGCAACGAGCCCUGCGUCAUUGGCGCCGUCGCCGCCACCGUCGCCAGCGUCAAGGGCCUCGCGCUAGAAGAGGUCGCAGAAGCAGCGAUGCGCAACACUCGCUGGCUCUUUGGGCUGUGA